Molecule: messenger RNA, 1341 nt
Organism: Bipolaris victoriae FI3
Lineage: Eukaryota; Fungi; Ascomycota; Dothideomycetes; Pleosporales; Pleosporaceae
Exons: 1
Coding region: 1-1341 (446 amino acids)
Molecular function (GO): oxidoreductase activity; FMN binding
Source: RefSeq, a predicted model, not a curated record
AUGGCAUCACAAAGAUACGAAGCAGAGUCCAGGGACCCAGCCCCAUUGGGCAAGCCCCUCGACUUUGUCUUCUCCAAACGCACUGCCCAGAACCGGUUCCUCAAGGGCGCCAUGACUGAACGUCUAUCCUCUUUCGACCCCGAUGUCCUCGAGACCCGCGGUGUCCCAUCCAAGGAACUGGCCAACGUCUACCGGCGAUGGGGCGAAGGCCAAUUUGGCGUUAUCCUAACUGGAAACAUCAUGAUCGAGUACGACCACCUCGAGGCCGCCGGCAACCCCAUUAUCCCCCGCGACGCAAAGUUCGAAGGCGAACGUUUCGAAAUGUUCAAGGAAAUUGCAACCCAAGGCAAGAAACAUGGGUCGUUAAUGGUGGGACAAGUAUCCCACCCCGGACGACAAGUAUCAGACGACAUCCAAAAGAACCCCAUCUCCGCCUCCGACGUGCAGCUCACUGGCAACCCCAUGGGCUUGAGCUUCGCAAAGCCCCGCGCCGCCACCGAGGAAGACAUUAAGAAUAUCAUCAACGGCUUCGCCCACGCCGCAGAGUAUCUCGAGAAGGCUGGCUACGACGGCAUCCAACUCCACGGCGCCCACGGCUACCUCCUCGCGCAAUUCCUGUCCCCAACCACCAACCUCCGCACCGACGCAUACGGCGGCUCCCUCGAAAACCGCGCCCGCAUCAUCACGGAAAUCGGGCAAGAAAUCCGCAAACGCACCACCCCCAGCUUCAUCCUCGGCAUCAAGCUCAACUCUGUCGAAUUCCAAGACAAAGGCUUCAACACCGAGGAUGCAGCGACGCUGUGCCAAAUCCUCGAGUCCAACACGUUUGACUUUGUAGAGCUGUCUGGUGGAAACUACGAGCACAUGGCAUUCAAGCACCAGCGCGAGUCGACCAAGAAGCGCGAGGCUUUCUUCCUUGAGUUCGCCGAGAAAAUCACGCCGUCGCUGUCCAAAACCCGGACUUACAUCACCGGCGGUUUUAAAACCGUGCCUGCGAUGCUUGACGCGCUAUCGACUGUCGACGGCAUCGGGCUCGCGCGCCCCGUAUGUCUCGAACCCGAACUCCCACGGCAGAUCAUUGCCGGCGAGGUCAACGCUACGAUCAAGCAGCGCAUGGAAGAAGGCGACUUCGGCACUACGCUUGUGGCUGCGGGCGCGCAGAUUAAGCAGUUGGGUAAAGAUGAGCAGCCGAUUGAUCUUAGCGAUGAGGACAACUACGCAGCGUUUAUGAAGGAUCUGGGUGUGUGGGCGGAAAGCAAGAAGGAUAGGAAGAGCUAUGGCCAUAUGGAUGUCAAGAGUGUGAAGGCUGUGCCGUAUGGUGCUCCUGUGACGACUCCUUAG